AUGGAGGAGGAUGUCCCUGAGCCUCCACAGAUGGAGCAGGCCGUUGAGGAACAGUAUGUUGCACAUGCUGCCGAUACUGAUGAUGUUGAUGAUAUUCAUGAUGCUUCUGCACAUCCUGAUGAUUCUGAUGAUGUUGCUGAUAUUGAUGAGCAGGAUCAGAAGACCGGAUUUCCCGGAGGACUGACGGUGACACGUGUGUUGACACAAUAUGAGCAUCACGUGGCUCGGAGGCUAUGGAAAGGAGAGGAUCGUGAAUCAUUAAAAGUUAUUACUCACGAAUUGCAGCUGAAGAAGUUUGUCAAAGUUCUUGUGCCAGAUCCUGUAAAGCAUUGGAUUCGGGAAUCUGGGCUGAUGCAUCUAUCUUCAGGCUACCUCACUAUGGCUGAUGCUGGGCUGAUAUCCGCAUUUGUUGAAAGAUGGCACAAAGAGACCAACUCAUUUCAUUUGUCAUUUGGAGCGAUGACUAUUACUUUAGACGACGUCGCGACUUUCCUUCACAUCUCACCCCAUGGUAAAUUUUUUGAUGCACCUGUGAAUAUGAACAUUAAUAAUGCUGCAAGAGCUGCACAUGAGUACUUAGGUGCAACAUGGAAGGAAUCAUAUGGAACUGUCCACGACACUCGACAGUUGGGAGGUUACAUGACCCUACUACAGUGCUGGAUUUACGAGCACUUCCCUAGGAUCUGUAAGUGGGUUGAUAGAGGAGCGGUUCCUGCACAUCUUCCAAAAGCAUGUAGGUGGGCUGCAAAACAUGCUGUUGAAGGUGGAUUGAUGGCAUAUCGUCGGAGACUUGAUGCGUUGUUGCUCGAGGAUGUAGUGUUUACACCAUAUGAAGAUGAUCGAGCUAAUCAUACGUUUUUUGGUCGUAUUCAGUGCAUUCUGCGUGACGUUCCUCUGAUGCCGAACAAUAUAGAUGGGGUCUGGCAGACUACUAUGAAAUCAGUUGUAGCAACCUUUCGGAGACUAUAUCCUAUUGCGACUUUACCUGGAGAGAUCGUUGCAGACUACUACGCAUGGUACAUUAGUGUUUCACAUCCUCUGAUCCUCCCUGCAUCCACUGUUGCACCUUCGAGUCCACAUACUACUGCUGCUGCACAUGCUGGUCCAUCAUCUUCUGCACAUGCUGCUACUGCACAUACUGGUCCAUCAGAACGAGACCGUAGAGCAGCUGAGCUUGUACGUAGGGCCAUAAAUUUGGUAACUCCAUUUAGUGAAAUUCAUACCAUAUUAAGUGAGUUAAGCCUCUUGUACGAAGAUUAG
Cicer arietinum (chickpea) is the source of this 1260-nucleotide messenger RNA. The record is from RefSeq and is a predicted model, not a curated record. NCBI's taxonomy places the organism in Eukaryota, Viridiplantae, Streptophyta, Magnoliopsida, Fabales, Fabaceae.